GAUGGCCGAGAAUCCAGGUACUGCUUCGGUACGGUGGCGCUGAGAAGUGGAUGCGAGAUGAGUCCUACUUCAAGGACGGGAAGCUAGACAAGGAAUCCUUGGUGCAGUUCAUCCGAGACGUGAAAAAGUAUCCCGGUGUCUCAGACGAAGAUGCAGCCAUUCUCGCGGCCACGAAACUGGUGGAAUCACAACCGAAGAACCGAGGCUGGUAUCGAAUUACAGCCACCCGAGACAUGACAGGCAGUCGCAAAACACAACCGCAAGUCUCCAUGAAGCUAAAACAGAUGCCUUGUUUUUCCUUCGUGGGGAUCGACGAGAACUACGAUUCGGAGUCAGGCGCACUUCUUCGGUCAGUGUCGGAGCCGGCGUUGCUUCUCCAGGUGAAAACUUCAGGAGAAAUUAGAAGGGUUGUUGAGGAUUGGGACUUGAACGUGAAGUCGGUCAAUUGUCGUUAUUGGUUCUCGGGUCCGUCUUUCGUAUGCGAAACGGGGUUUUCUCGGGCUUCGAAUAUGGUGGAGGGUUCGGAAGAAAAACCCGGCCUUGCUUUUACACUUGAGUACGAAGGGGCUUUUUCUAAUCGCUCGUCGUCUCAUAUCGUCAUCCUCGAAGCUGACGUGAAAGCCUUGUUGAUCGUUGAAGCUUUGUUCGCC
This is a messenger RNA of Notodromas monacha, 650 nucleotides long. NCBI's taxonomy places the organism in Eukaryota, Metazoa, Arthropoda, Ostracoda, Podocopida, Cyprididae. The record is from the annotation of a GenBank genome assembly.